AUGAAAGUCCAAGUUGUAUCAGGCGCGUGUAUUCAUAAGGCCUCGCUGCCGGGAGCGCGCGCGCCCAGCGCCGCCCCGCCCGCGCCCGCCCACACCUCCGCCGCCUGCACGGACCACGCGCGACCAGCGUGGCUGGACCAGCUGGGUACACAUGAAAUGAAAGUCCCAGUUGUAUCAGGCGCGUGUAUUCAUAAGGCCUCGCUGCCGGGAGCGCGCGCGCCCAGCGCCGCCCCGCCCGCGCCCGCCCGCCCCCGCCGCGCGCCCGCCCACACCUCGGCUGCCUGCAGCGACCAUGCGCGUGUAUUCAUAAGGCCUCGCUGCCGGGAGCGCGCGCGCCCAGCGCCGCCCCGCCCGCGCCCGCCCGCCCCCGCCGCGCGCCCGCCCACACCUCGGCUGCCUGCAGCGACCAUGUACGGGACCAGCGUGGCUGUACCAGCUGGUGACGUCACAUGUUGA
Ostrinia furnacalis (Asian corn borer) is the source of this 456-nucleotide messenger RNA. Its product is annotated as proline-rich transmembrane protein 1-like. NCBI's taxonomy places the organism in Eukaryota, Metazoa, Arthropoda, Insecta, Lepidoptera, Crambidae. The transcript has 3 exons. The record is from RefSeq and is a predicted model, not a curated record. The coding region runs from base 1 to 456 and encodes 151 amino acids.